AUGUUAAAUAUCAACAAAAAUCACGUUUUCGAUGCUCAAAAAUUCAUUUCAAUCGUCAUAAUUAGUCAAUCAAUAACUAAUGAGUCUGCAUGCUCCAUUUCUGCAGACGUGGCGGCCAACGAGGUCAUCACAAUCUGCGGCGACUUCGCAGCCACGGACUUUUCCAAUCUUCUUCGCGUACUUUCUGUAUCCAUAGUUCUGGCGACGUCGUUCUCCGGCAUGGGCGUCCUUGCUGACGCAUUGUCCGUUGUAGCAGAUUUCACGGGAGGUACAACGGUACACGUCGCGGCAGCUGAGACCAUCGGAGUGGACGUUGGAGGCGAAGAGGGCGAGGAGAAGGAUCUGGAAGGAUUUUCUUAUUAG
Molecule: messenger RNA, 363 nt
Organism: Caenorhabditis remanei
Lineage: Eukaryota; Metazoa; Nematoda; Chromadorea; Rhabditida; Rhabditidae
Exons: 1
Coding region: 1-363 (120 amino acids)
Source: RefSeq, a predicted model, not a curated record